This is a messenger RNA of Fusarium sp. VM40, 1557 nucleotides long. Lineage: Eukaryota; Fungi; Ascomycota; Sordariomycetes; Hypocreales; Nectriaceae. The record is from the annotation of a GenBank genome assembly.
AUGACGACCGACAGCAGCGUCACGCCGCCGAAUGAGCACGAAAAGCCCACGGCCGUCGACCUCGAGAAUGUGAACUCGGAGAAGGUCGCGCCCACGGCGACAGUAGACGCUGAGCGCAGUGCACUCUUGGCCACUUUGCCUGAUCCCGAUGCCGGCAAGACUGACGAGGAACGUCGCGAGAUUGACAAGAAGCUGAUGUGGAAGGUCGACCGAUGGCUCAUUCCCUGGCUAUCUCUCCUCUACCUCCUCUCGUUCCUGGAUCGAACCAAUAUCGGCAAUGCGCGUCUCGCAGGCAUGGAAGAUGAUCUCGGCAUGGUACAGGGCGAUUACAACGUGGCCCUCACCAUCUUCUUUGUCAGUUACGCCUUCUUUGAGCCCAUCACCAACGGUCUUUUGAAGCGUCUCACGCCCCGCAUCUUCUUCACCGGAAUCAUCAUUGCCUGGGGCACCGUCAUGACUCUUAUGGGACUCUGCCACAACUUCUCAGGCCUAUUAGCAGCGCGUUUCUUCCUCGGUGUCGCAGAAGCCGGUCUUUACCCGGGUGUCAACUACUAUCUUGGAUGCUGGUACAAGAGUUCCGAGAUCGGUGCCCGCGCCGCCAUCUUCUUCUCCGCCGCCGCCUUGGCUGGCUCCUUUGGUGGUCUACUUGCCGCUGCUAUUGCGAAGAUGGACGGAAUUGGCGGCAGACCUGGUUGGGCAUGGAUCUUUAUCCUUGAAGGUCUUGCUACGGUUAUUGUUGGCGCCUUUUGUUGGUGGAUGGUCUUUGACUGGCCCGACACUGCUCGUUUCCUCACCGAGGAUGAGCGCAUCCGUGUUCAACGACGCCUCAUCAUGGAUCGCCAGGGAAGAACGGCUGAGGACUUUGACAGAAGACACAUUUGGAGUGCGCUGAAGGACUGGAAGACAUACGGAUACGCCGUGAUCUACAUGGGCUGCCUCAUGCCUCUGUAUGCCUUCUCUCUCUUCUUGCCCACUAUCCUGCGCGGUAUGGGCCACGUCGGUACCAAGGCGCAGCUGCUCUCAGUUCCUCCAUAUGCUUGCGCAGCAUUGCUUACUGUCAUUGUCGGCUUCGUAGCUGACCGAACCAAAUGGCGUGGAUACUGUAACAUCGCGACUGUGCUUAUUGGUAUCAUCGGCUUCAUCAUGCUUCUGGUUUCAUCAGAUCCCCAUGUCCAGUACGGUGCUGUGUUCCUCGGUGCGAUGGGCAUCUAUCCCACUGUCUCAAAUACAGUAUCCUGGGUCAACAACAACGUCGAGGGGUCGUUGAAACGUGCCAUUGUACUAGGAUUAGUCGUUGGCUGGGGCAACAUGAACGGUGUGGUAUCUUCCAACAUCUACCGUGAGCCUGACAAGCCCCGCUACUUCACCGGUCACGGCAUGGUGCUGGCAUACCAAGUCAUCUUCCUUCUGGGAGGUUCGAUCUUUAUGCACCUUGCACUCCGUAUGGAGAACCGUCGACGUGCUCGAGGGUCACUUGACGCAAAGUAUGCUGCCAUGACAGAUGAGCAGAAGUGGAUCAGCGGUGAUGUUCGCCCGGAUUUCAGAUAUACUUUGUAG